This is a messenger RNA of Drosophila novamexicana, 3666 nucleotides long. RefSeq lists its product as uncharacterized. Lineage: Eukaryota; Metazoa; Arthropoda; Insecta; Diptera; Drosophilidae. The record is from RefSeq and is a predicted model, not a curated record. The transcript is spliced from 7 exons. The coding region runs from base 1 to 1620 and encodes 539 amino acids.
AUGGCUGCAAGACAGUCGGGAGUUCUGGCGGGGCACCGGCAGCUAGUCGAGCUGGUGUUGGCUGCGGUGUUGACAGUCGACAUCGUCCUCAGUCAUCAGCUGUUGAGCACUUUUUCUGAUUUUAUUGUGGCGCUCAAGGAUGUUUCGGUUAGGAUACCACAGGCUGUUAAACGCGGCAGCAAUGCCUUGUUCACCUGUAAUUAUGAUAUGGAAAACGAUACGCUAUAUUCGGUGAAAUGGUAUAAAGGCAAACGUGAGUUUUAUCGCUAUACGCCAAAAGAGAAUCCCGCAAUGAAAGUGUUUGCCAUGACAAGUGGCCUUAAUGUCGAGCGUAACCUGUCGAAUCAAAGUCAUGUCGUGCUGCAGUCGGUGCCGCUGAAUAUUUCGGGCAAAUUUACAUGCGAAAUAUCCGUGGAGGCGCCCACAUUCCAAACGGCGAUGGUCUCCGGCGAAAUGGAGGUGGUGGAGUUACCGGAAGAGCACACAGUGGUUACCGGGAUACAGGCACGUUAUCGCAUUGGCGAUUUGGUCGACGGCAAUUGCUCAAUUAAAUACUCGAAACCGGCUGCUAAUUUGACAUGGACUAUUAAUGGUAUUGUGGUGCCGCCGCAUCAUAUCAAGACUUAUCAGAUUGAGAAACAAGCGAACAGCACUCUGGAAUCGGUGACAAGUGCCAUUCACUUUAUGGUAACCACACAGCAUUUUCUCAAGGGUCAGAUGAGGCUCAAAUGCACGGCCAACAUAUUUGAUAUAUUCAAAGAGGAAAUCGAAAGCAUCAUCGAAGAGGAUCGGCCCAGAAUUAUGGCAUCCGGCAGAUCGUACGAUAUCAAUAACUAUCCCCUGGACGAGCAUGGCAAUGGGCAUGGCGAUCGGGAACGUGGAGGCUAUGAGGAUCACAAUGAAUCGUAUUUGACGCACUUGGCGCCAGAUAACAGCGCGUCGGGCGCUUCAAGCGCUGCUCACGAAAUCUUCUGGCGCGUUUGGCCAUUCAAGCUUAUGGAGGCGCUGCCAUUUCAGCACAUAACAAAGCUUCACAGACACAUCAACAGGCAGCUUUCAAAGUGGGCGUGGCACUCAGCUAGAUGCGCCACAUGGCUUAGCGCAGCGAACGGCAUUGCGACGGCGACUGCAUUCGCACUGCCCCUCUGCCUGUGGGUGGGCCAUCAAAUUAACAACUGUCAAUACGCCAGCGACAAAGCAGCGACGCAACAGUCGGCUAGCGACGGCAGCGACGGCGGCGUCGCGCGUGUUGUCAAUGUGACAAUGUCAAAGGCAGCGUCGAGUGAGAGCGACAAAUGCUUUUAUAAUUGUCAAAUGGCAUUGGCAACACUUUCGGGCUGCCUGCAACGGAAUAACGGCAACGAUGAUGAUGAUGAUGAGGAUGAUGGUGUUGAUGAUGACGGCGAUAAUGACGAUGCUGGGAAUAUAGCAAGUGCUGCCGAGUCAGGCGUUGAUUUAACAGCAACUGCAGCAGCAGUGGAAGCACUAGAGCACCAACAUCAACAGCUGUCAGCGACACUUGCCAAAGUGGGCGCGGCCGCGCUGCCGGAUCAACGAUUAUUGAUGACUUGGCCGACGCUGGCUGCGGCUGCGGCAGCGGCAGCGGCAGCGACUUGCUGAUGCUGAAUUAAUGAUGAAAUGCAUUCCGGAAAGUAGCUUAAGGUGCUGCACAUUUCUCUUAACCAACACGCCAUAUUUGUUUCUUUCUCUUAUUUGUUUUCAUGCGCGAAGUAGCGCAAUAAUUAAUGCCCGAAGCAGAAAUAAACAAAUAUUAAUAAAUAUUUGCGCAGCAGUACGCCUUGGCACAAACAUACUUAAGAAUGAAAAAAAAGAGCAUGCAAAGAGAAGCUUAAAUAAUAUUAAAGAGGCAAAUUGUAAUUGAUAAGGAAAAGAGAAAUGUAAUAAACGUAAUUCAAGUAAAUAUUAUUAUUAUAAAAAAGAAUGUUUAUAUGUAUGCAACAUAUGUACGCAAAAACAAAAAACAGGUGAAGCUCAUUAAAAUAGCAUUAAUUAUUAUAAUAAUUAAAAAUCAUAAGUAUACAAAAUUAUAUAAUUAUGUAUGUAUAAAAUGACGUAGCAAUUAGUAUGCAAUAGGGAAAUUUAAGAGCUAAACUUACCCAGCAGCCAUUUCCCUCUAUCCCUGCCUUCGUAAUUUCCCUAACGCUGACCGCGCUGCUCACUUUCGUUAACAUCGCAAUAUACACAGCCUAAGCCGAUCCAAAAUCGACGUUGAGUGCGCUGCCUUUGGGCAGACAAAGUUGACAACAUAGCAAUAACAUUUGAAAAAAAAAAAAAUCACACACACUAACAAGACUAGGCUUUUUCUUCUCUCUUUCUUGCAUUACCGACGCUGACUGCGCUGCACAUGCGAACUGCGCUGCCUUUGCGCAAGGCUCACAACACAAUAGAGAUCAGAAUAUCACAGCAAAAAAAAAUCAAACAAAAAAAUCAUAAAUUAACUGUUCCCAAGGUCAGGGCUUUUCAUUUUCUUUCUUGCAUUACCGACGCUGACUGCGCUGCCAGCUGUACGCGCGCUUUCAGUAAUUUCUUACACACACACUACCGACGGGCGCGCGCGCGUUCUCCGUUACAUUGUGGACACACGCGAAACCGACGCACUUCGCACGACUGCGCAAAAGCAACUGGCAAUUCGAUAAAUUCCCAUGCACUAGUAAAGUGCCCAAAUGGGGAAUUUACGCUCUCGCUCUCCCUUUAUCGUUCUCCUAUCCUUCCACUCACUCUUUCAGUCUGUUGCUUAGAAAAAAAAAACACUUUUUUUAAAAACAAACAUUCGCUUCGCACUUUGGCUGCACAUUAGCACAUAAAUUAAAGGUAUUUAAAAACAACAAACACCUUAUUUGAAUUAAUUUUUUCUCUUAUUUUCCAACUCAAGGCAUUUUAUGUUGUUAGAAAAAACACUUUCUUUGGGCUGCAGGCUGCAUUGAAGGCAGGCUUAAUUGAAGAUAUUUAAAGAGAACAAAUAUACACAUAUUUGUAAGGCAGAACGUUAACUUAAGCCGCACACAAACGAAAGAGAACUGUGAAAAGCUUUUGCGGUCAGACUCUUAUCUGAUCUUCGACUUUGCACUUGAGCUUAGCUUUUAUAUAUCGCAGUGCAGUUUACAGAAGAGAAAGAGGAAACGAAAAAAGCUUCUCAUAUAAUUUCUAGUAGUUUGCGCAGUUAAUUUGUAAAUAAAGCUCUGCUAAACAUGAGAAUGGAGGAAAUAAAGAAAAUUUACAAAAUAUAUAUACAUACAUAUAUCUGUAUAUGUAAGCUGGUAUAAUAAUAACAAGAUUAUAUAGAAAGGAACUUUUUACGGUUUUGGAAGCAUGCAAAAUUAAUUAGAAAAAAAAAAACUUUUCAUUUGUAGACGCAAAAAAGGUGAAUAACAGCAAAUUCAAGGAAACGUUUAAACAAAAAUCUGUUUUAUUUCAGCAAACUAAAAAUAACAACAAAUUAUUUAACAUUUUUGGCAAACAAAAAUCCAACGGUAAAUAGUUCCUUUGCCUUAUAAAUGAAAUCGAUGUAACUGUAAUUUGGAAGCAUGGAAACGCCAAAUGUAAAUGAUAUAAAAGCUCUUGGGAAAUUAAUUCCAUAGAAAAAAGUUGGGAAUUUAAAAAGAAAAGAAAUAAAUAGAACUCCAGUAGGUAAUAAUAUGAAUAAUC